AGGGGUGCCGCACUCGUUUGUUUCUAUGACACACAGGCGGAGUGAAGAGUGACAUGGCGUCUACAAGCCGGUGCGUAGUGACUUCGUCCAAUAUAAACCUCUUCGUCUUUCUUUAUCAGUGACUCUCAGAAAAUAAUUUCGUUAGAUUUGCGUUGCUAGAUGUGGUGAAAAAGUAGUUGUAGACCCGAAACCUCACAGCGUAUUGGUAUUUUCCCGUGUGUGUGCGGUGUAUUGUGCUAAGAAAGGGCUAGCUGCUGCAGCUGCUAACUAGCUUGUUGGAUGUUGCCAGAAGUCCCCAUCCGUACCGUCUUUCACUCUCGCUCUGGCUUUUUCGUUCAAAGACUUUUACACUGGAACAUUAACAUCGCUCGAAUAACUCACUUGUUUUCACCUCUGUGGCGUUUAUGCAGCAUCGUUCAGGCAGCGUGAUAAGUAACUAAAAUCAAAGCUUAUAUAUAUACAUAUUUAUAUGUGCUGCUUUAUUGACACUAGCGGACUCUUAGCUUUUCUGAAUCUGCUCUCAUGUCAUUUGAAACACAUGUAAAUGUCUUUACAGCUUCACCAUAUCCAGCCUUUACGCCUCUGGAGGCUCGUUGACGCAUAUGUUUGUCUUUCAAAAUAACUUCCGCUUUACACCGUAAUUCAAUUCAGAAUAAAUGUCAAAUAUGUAAAACUACAGACGAAUUUAGGGGAGUAAAGGCAGAGAAAUGGAAAUAUUAUCUGAUUGUUCAGGUCAUACGACUGCAUAACUUCUACAUUUAAUGUUUUUGAGGUUUUUACCAGUAAAACACGCGUUUCAGGACAAAUAGGUGGUCUUUGUCACCUUUUAAUUUGAUUUGAUCAUCCAGAACACUUAAUUUCUGUCUCAAUGUCAUGUUUUGUAAAACUGCAGUCACAUAUUACACUGUUAGUACAUGCUGUUCAAUAUUUAUUGCACUUGUGCCCAAUAUUACAAAGUAUUUUCUGUUUAUAGAAAUUGUUGCUCACUAAAAAAGAAAAAAUGUAAGGGGUAAUUAAAUCUUUUACUGGAUGUUCUUACAUAGCUGUAUGUUUUAUUGUUCCUAUACUCAUUUUACCAUUUCAAAUAUAACUUCAUUCUAUAUUGUAUAAGAGCAGGGGUGUCACACUCUGACACAACAAGGGCCAUAAUCUGGAUUUAAAUCUAAUCUGAGGGCCAAACAGAGUCGAAAUUUAACCCAAAAUAUCAGCCUCCUUAUCAACAGAUAUAUAUAUAUAUAAUAACUUUCUUUGUAUAGUACUUUUAAAAAAACAUGUUUACAAAGUGCUUUGACAUGUAGUCGUAGAGCACAUGGAAAAAGACAAAACAAAAAGAUCAGUGAAAACGGAAUUGAAGGCCAUUUUCAUGUCAUAAGGAACCCAGACAAUACAGGAACCAUGCAACAUAAAAUGAGACCAUGAGGACCAGUAAUGAUAAAUUAGAGCAAGAGAUAAAACAAUAAAAGGCCUAAAAGGUUAAUUUGUUGUAUAUAUAUAUAUAUACACACACACAACGAAAUCAAAAAUGAUAAUAAACCACUUGGAAAUUCAAAAAGUAAAAAAGAUAAAUUAAAAUACAAAGUACAAAUACAUGAGGAGAAAGUUGAAAUCACAAGUUGGAAAUGUCAAAAUGUGAGAUAAUUUUGAAAUCAAAAUAUGACUUAAAAUUUAAAACUGGAAAUUCAAGGAUUAAAAUGACAUCAAUCUAAAUACUGAGUUGAAAAAAGUCAAAGCACAAAAUAAAAAGUCCAAUCAUGUUUGACUUGUAAUCUGAAGAUGUAAAAUUGGAUAUAUAUGAUAUGAUCUUGUGGGCCAGAUAUAAUUGUUCCACGGGCCAGAUUUGGCCCCCGGGCCUUGAGUUUGACACCUGUGUAUAAGAGCAUCAGGGAUGUGAAGAUUUUCUCCUCAGUACUUGUAAUUCUGAUUACCUGCUCAUGGCAUUCGAUAUGAAGAUUGGCCAUCAGCUGUCAUUUUCUUCCUCACAGCUCUAUGGAUGAGACUUGAGUCCUGACCACUCAACAUCUCUGUAUCUCACCCAGGUUUUAUUUUUUCCCUGUCGUUCAUGCCACAAAUCAGCACUGUACUGUUGUUUUACAGUGGAGAUGUCCUGGCCCUUCCCAGAGUUACAUGCCGCAACCAUCCAGAUGCCAUUCUGGUGGAGGACUACAGAGCAGGGGACAUGAUUUGCCCAGAAUGCGGUCUUGUAGUAGGUAGGUAUACUCUAUUGAACAAAGUGCACAUUUGCUUUUGGAUCUUUGAGCCAGAGCACUUUCUGUCUGUCUUUGUUUCCUGUGCUUGUUUUUUUUUUAUUUCUCAUCAUGACCUACCUGAAGUCUGUCAAAGUGAGAUAUUUAAAUUUGUCUGCCCAGUCAUAUUGAAGGUUUGUGAGAAAAUGACUCAACUGAACCAGUUUGGCUGGUUUUGUAUAAUAGACGUGGACCACUUUGGUGACAACAAACAUCAACUCAGUUUAAAAACAAACUGAGGGCAUCAUUUCCAAAGAAUCUAGCAGCAAUCUGAGAUAAACUUUGUCUCUGUAUCACAAUUCUGUCUGCCUCUGGAUGUCAAUUUAUAGCAGGGGUGGGCAAUUAAUUUUUACAUGGGGCCACAUGAGAAACCUGAACGCUGUUGGAAGGCCAAACCAACAACAACUUCAACUUCAGCUUCAAUUCAAGGGGGUUCUCACAUACAGAAAAGCAAGCCCAAAUUAGCAACUACUAGUUAAAAACAAGCCCAAAAAAAGCUUACCCGUGACGAGUUUUACAAGCGACUUCUGAGAGAAAUAAGCGUAAAGUCGUUUAUAAUAAGCGGACUUGGCAACUAUAAGGCGUCUACGUAGAUUUAGCCGAUGUUUAAACUUGUCUCUGUUCACAAAUGCAGAUGUAGGAUGUAGGAAAACAACGGCUAGGUUUUCAAAAUAAAAGCAACACACUUGUAUAGCAUGUUGAUGAUUUGAUUCAUGAAGGGCCGGGCAAGGACAUCCAAAGGGCCGGAUGUGGCCCUAGAGCCGUAAAAUGCCCAGGUCUGAUUUAUAGUAUGGAGCAGCCCUUUUUCUCUGUCAUGUGGGCGGAGGUUUUGACAUCCCUGCAAUGGACUACUUUCUCCAAACUGAUGUCAUAGACAUAAAUGUUACUCUUAUUGAUGAAAUCAUUAGUUUAGUUAAACUAGUGAUUUAUUUGUCAAAUUUGUGUCUAGAAUUUUGUUUUUUUGUAACACAAUUAAACAACCUAAAUACAUUUCAUGUGGAUCCAGAGGAACAUUGAUGACAAAAUGUUUGAUCUGCAUAAAACUCUUUCCAGCCUGUAGAUGUAGAACAUUUACAUCACAAUGGUCUUUGGCACUCACACAGUUGCCUGUGGAUUGAUUUUGAACACACAUAUGAAAGAUGUACAAAGCAAAUGGUGCGAAACUCCGGUUCAAAUGGCAUUCAGACAAAAGACAAAGCUGUAAGGAACACGCUGUUCACCUCUAAUGAGCCCCCCCGAGCACAGGGUCGAUCAGAGGGGAGAUGAGGGACGCCAGCCACUCUCUGAUGAACGCUGAAGUGUCCUCAGUUCCUGCUCCUGUGGCCUCAGCAAGCUGCUUAAGAGAUGAAUGUCACAGUGCUUCCAGAUAUUGGAGAGACUGAUGGGUGGUACGAAUAAAGGGAGAAUGCCUAACAGGAUUAAAAUAUCAGAAAUCUAAUCCCGGGCAAUGCUACGCUGUAACAAGAUCCCAUACUUCUGAAAAAUGUAAGAGACAAAUGUAUCCCCCUCCAUUAUCAAAUCUGUGAUCCUCUGUACAUCUCAGAUUUGAUUGAGGUAAGUGAUGCAAGAUUUGUUCUGACCAUGUCUUAUUUUGUUUUUGUACUGCACAAGAUUAUCUGAUGAGAAUUAAGACGAGUGGCGAUGUGUACAAUGACUCCAUGAGACAAAAAGCCACAUUAUAGAGAACUUUGACCUGUGGUUCAAAUGAAGAUGUGAGCCAAAGACAGUCAGUACUGGAGGACUGAGACACUAUUUACAGCAUUAGAGACCUGGACACCUGAAGGCGUGUUUACACUAGGGAAUUAUGUGUUGAAUAUGUCAUCAUCUUUGGUUAAUUAGCCCACUGGGAUUUAAGACAGACAGACUGUGUCUCCAAUAUUGAAACAGACUCAACAGAUUAAAAUCCUUGUUUUUACAUCAUUAAAGCAGAACAGGGAUUGAUUUCUCAAGAUCUUAGAUUCAAAUACAGAAUUAAAGACAGCUCUUCAUGGGGUUUUGUAUUUGGCUUGGAUUCUGCUGUAUCUAGGCCCGUUCAAAAAAUGAUCAAACCAAAUUUCAGCAGCCCAAUGUGUGUCAAAAGAAGCAGUCAUCAGAUAUUUGCUUUGUCAUUGUUUACUGUGUCAUUUUUGUUUUUCAGGAUUUAAUCCCAGGGACAAAAAUCUAUACAUAUUUAUUCACUUUUGAUGCAUGUUUAAUUCUUUUAUUUGGGGGAUUGUGUAAAAACCAGGACAUCUUUAAGUCUGAAGGUCCAUUUCGGACGUCAAUACAAGUGUUCACAUCAGCGACGUUUUCCCGUUCUGUGAUAUUACGGCAUUUAUUUUUUCAGAUCAUGGUCGAUUUUUCUAAAGUUUCACAGACUGUGUGUCCACUUCUGACCAAUCAGAUUGCGUGUUGUUGCAACGUCAGAUUCACCGGUAUAUCCAACAUAUCCAACCGGCUGAUUGUUUACGUGUUGGAGAACAGAGUGCUCUUUGACAAAAGACACAAAUAUUACAAAGAUAACGACCUGAAGGACAACUUGUGGAGAGUCAUAGCGUCAGAUCUCUCAUAUGACGAUGGUUUGUGUGCUUUAACAGUUUGCUAACCGUCUUUGUUUUAACUUUCAUCUGUGCUAACGUAAACUAACGGUUGUUACCAUAGUUUCACGUGCUUAUCUGGUACUGGCCCCGACUCAGUUUUUGCUAUCAUGGCAGAAAGCCAUCUCAGCACCAGUGUCUAAUCAGAAUUAAAAACGAUCAGCGACCGUGGUACAGUUUCAGCUCCUGAACCAGGCAGUGAAACUCACCAAGUUCUUUUCUUUGUUGUAAUAUUGGAUGUACAAAUGUGCUGUGUUUCUUUUUCUUUUGAGAAAGCAGAAGAAGUACCAAUUCACCAUCACUGGAAGUUGAGGUAGACUCCAUUUUUGUCCUCUCGCCUUCAGCCGGGACGCUGGUUGUUAAGGGAAGGUCCCGCCCUCCUUCACCUCUGAUUGGCUAUAAGUGCUGACCGUUUGGCUUGAGCGUGUGCCGACGUUUCCAGCUUUUCUAGCCAAUCUGAGGCGAAGGAGGCGGGACUUUCCCCUGGAAAAGUCUUCCCCAGGAUGCAUCUUUUUCCCCUGGAAAGUCGAAAGAUCGCAUCGGGCUUGAAGUGUAUCGUCAGGCGCGUCAAAAUUGGCCCACGAAUAUUUAGUGAUUUCACAUCGAUAUUCGUGUCAGCCCCGGUGUGUAAGGACCUUUAAAGUAUAAAAAAGGCAACACUUUAUGAGACCCAUUUCACAUAUUGACUAAAAACUUUAGAAGUGCGACGUUCUAAGAGUUGAAGGGUUUGUGUUGUACUUGUGUCCACAUCGAUCUUAUCCUUUAAAGUAAAUUUGAUUUUAAACAUACACACAAAAGUUUUUGAACUUUGAUGCAGUAUCAUGAUUGUACUUCUUUCCAUUGUUACUUUUCUGAAAUUGUCCCUGAUGUGUUUGAUCUCAGGUGAUCGAGUAAUUGAUGUCGGCUCAGAGUGGAGAACGUUUUCAAACGAGAAAGCCCUCAAAGAUCCAUCCAGAGUGGGAGACGCCCAAAACCCUCUGCUCAAUGGAGGAGACCUCACCACCAUGAUUAGCAAGGUGAGAGACGGUCGUUUUUUGAGGAGUGGUGUGAAAUAUUGGUUCAGUUUACAGUUUGGUGUGAAUUUGUUUCACUUUUUACAUUUUUACACAACGAUGAGAUGAAAUCCUCCUGGCAUUUCCAGCUUUGAUAAUGUGUAUUUUUAUUGACAGUAGCUGAUACAGACCCAUCAGCUGAGGCUGGGUCCGUCAGUAAUGAUUAAACUCCGUGACAUCCACUGUGAUCAUAGAAAACCACCUCCCACUUCCUCAAAUGAAUAUUAGGCCUCUCCAGAAACAGUCUUGCUGAAGUGUAUGUCGUGUUUCCGUCACAGGGGACAGGUGCAGCUAGUUUCGAUGAGUUCGGUAACUCCAAGUACCAAAAUAGGCGGACCAUGAGCAGCUCUGACAGGGCCAUGCUCAACGCCUUCAAAGAAAUCAGCACCAUGGCGGACCGCAUCAACCUGCCGAGGAACAUCAUCGUAAGUUUAAACGUGUCGGGAAGGGAAGUUCAGCUGUUGUGCUAAUUCUGGGAUUUUUUACAUUGGACCCCCAUUGCUCUUAUGUUUGUUAAACUGACUCAUUGUUUUGAAUAAUUUCUAUCAGUAAAUAGAAAAUUAACUGUGAAAAAUAAACGCCAAUUUGCCGUCCUUCAACCCUCCUCUCCUCAUGGUGUAAUUGAGACACUUUUACUGAUCAAGUGUUUCUGUCAGGAGUGGAAACUUCGAUUCAUAUGAAGAACUGAAACCUUGCACAUGUGAACAAGAGGGAGGAAACUGAAACUAAACACUUUCGUUUUUCUCACGUGUUUGAUUGAUUUGUGUGGAAAUGAAACUGCAAAGCUUAGCUGAAGCUAAAAAAGCUCAGGUUUGCCCCAAACUGAUGUUUCAAAGACAUCAUCUUUGUGUUUGGUUCGAGACACAGACACAUAUCAAGUCUCUAGAAUACAAGGUCUGUGAUUUUCUUAGACUUUUUUCUUGGGCAAAAAAAGAGAAAAAUAUUUCACAGAUUUUUUUAUAGACUUGAACAAGUUACAAAAAGAAAAAUCAGAGAGGGGAAAAAUAUUAGUAACAAAAAAUUCCUCAAAGUUGAAACACCAUGAUCUGACUGCUGAUAAUUUCAUGUUUCUAAGUAAGCUAAGUGCUAUUUUUGUAGAUUUAAACGGCUCACUUUCAGAUGUUCCACAUAACUGAUGGGAGAAAAGUGUUGUAGAGAUCGUCUUAGAGGUUUGCUCAAGCAGUGUGUGCUGUAUAUGUUUCUUUUGCUCUCUGCAGGACAGGACAAACAACUUAUUCAAGCAGGUUUAUGAACAGAAGAGUCUGAAGGGGCGAGCCAAUGAUGCCAUCGCUUCAGCCUGUCUGUACAUCGCCUGCAGACAAGAAGGUGUCCCGAGGACAUUCAAAGGUUUAAAGAAACACUUUUAUGUACUUUUAAAGUCGUGGUUCAUCUCCUGAUUAUUGACUUUAUUGGCUGACUGUGGAAGUGGUAGUGCAGACUAAAUACAGGGGUGAGAAAAUGUCACAUUUCCUUCCCUUUCCUCCCUCUAAAUGAACUUCCUCUGCUCCCUUUCCUUCCUCAGAGAUCUGCGCUGUGUCCCGGAUCUCUAAGAAGGAGAUCGGCAGAUGUUUCAAGCUGAUCCUGAAGGCUUUGGAGACCAGCGUGGACCUCAUCACCACCGGAGACUUCAUGUCCCGCUUCUGCUCAAACCUGGGUCUGCCCAAACAGGUGCAGAUGGCGGCCACCUUCAUCGCCAGGAAGGCUGUGGAGCUGGACCUUGUGCCGGGCAGGAGCCCCAUCUCUGUGGCUGCAGCCGCUAUUUACAUGGCCUCCCAGGCCUCUGCGGAGAAGAAGACCCAGAAAGGUGAGCCAUAGGACUGAAAUACAGUUGGUGUUGAGACUGGGUUAGGAAGUUUCUGUAAAACACUUGUUUGUAUCACACUUUUUCAAGAGUUCUUGACUGAUUAGAGAGGCGUUACACAUCAGGGUUUAACGCUAACGCUGUGCUCCCAAAUUGAUCAAAUAAUGUGUUUCUUAUUAGUCGACCUUUGUACUAUUAUUUGAAAUCAAUUUUAGGUCAACUGGUCACAUGACAUGGAAGCUAUUGAAGGAAAACAGCCUUUACUGAGAACAUUGACCAGUUAUUUAUUGAUGGUCCCUUACUCAACACCCGACGUUGACAGCGAGGGUGCCGAGUAGAUUUAACCACGCUGUUCUUGUUGUUCCCGGUUAUGGAGCGUGAUGAGAAGACACCGGUAGAUCUGCAGUGAAUGUCCGUCAAACAUCCAACCUAAGACUAACUUCACAGUGGUAUUUACAUGAAAAAACAUUUGUUGCCUUGGCUAAUUUUUAACAAUUUUUUAAACAAAUUUUACAAUUCGCACAUAUCUAUAUUUGGUUGCAAAUGUGAGUGAAAUGGUCGCACUGUCGAGCCCUUCACGUGCACUGUUGUGAAGUAAUGUUUGACAACCGUUCUGUUGAUGAUGUCUAAAUUAGUGGCCGACACAUUCAGCACUAGAACUAUUUCUUUUAUACACUCUUACUAUAAAUGUGUAUUCAGGAGCCUUCAUACAGGUCCCUGCAGAGUUUUUCGGCUCUCCUUCACAUUCCUUCAUCAUCAGAGACUGUAUUAAAACCUGGAUGUAGUCCCAGUGACGCUACCAUUGAUUUCUGAAGAGAAGUUAUGAGGCUCAUUGAUGACGGGCUUCAUGUUGGAUACGCUGACUCAACCUGACUUUCUAAUCCGUCUGGUAAUAAGUAAAUAGAGCUGAGGCAAGCAUUAAGCCCCCCCCUGGUAAGAAGCUAUAAUGCACCCCCACCUGGUAGUCAGCUGAGCUUUAAAACAGAGGCAGACUAAAUUCACCCAGCAGGGUAAAUCAGUGGAGCUGCAAACAGAGGGGGAAUAAUAACACUCAGCUAAACCAGUUUAACAGCAGUUUAAGUUUAAAGAAAAACACUUUCCAACACUUGACGGUUGGGAGUUCGGCUUCCAGUCCAUCUCUGAAAACAAGUUUUGACUGUACAUAUUUAACACUGCAAACCCACAAAAGAUUCAGGCAUGACACACAGAGCUGAGACAGCCACACACUCUGCUCAGUGAUUACGUCAGACCUGAUGUGACUCAGGUUUCAAAACUUGUCAUAUUUGAAUUUGUCAAGAGACUUGCAUAUAUGAUCGACAGCACUGAUGGAAAAAAAGAUUAAAAAAGAAAAAAUAAAGCUUUAGUGGUUUAGGUUUUACGUACCUCUUAGUCCAUCUGUGGGUAAGGCCAGUCUCUUGAACUGUGACGUUAAUGGCAUCCAAGCAGCAAGAACUUCAAUAUAAAGCCUUGAAUACACGUACACUGUAAAUAUACUGUACGUACAUUACAGUAAAAUGUUUAAAACAAGGAAUACAUAAACAAUUAUCUGCUGAAAUUAAUUCGUUUGUUCUGGGGCUGCCUAAAAGUGCUGCAUACAUGAAGUAUUUCCUAUGAUCUGUUCUGAUUGCCGUUCAGCAGCAACGAAAAAGCUGUUUGAUAUCCGGUACGGCUCCGAGUUGACCCUCUCCUCUCACUCUGCCACAGAAAUCGGGGACAUCGCCGGUGUCGCAGAUGUCACGAUCAGACAGUCAUAUCGGCUCAUCUACCCACGCGCCGCAGAACUCUUCCCUCCAGAUUUCAAAUUCGACACACCCGUCGACAAGCUGCCCCAACUGUGAGCAAGACGCUCUUUACUCAGCGACAAUAUUUUCUGCUGUAAUUAUUGGAUUGUAUUCUUUCUUUUUUUUUUCUUUUUUUUAAUCAUAUUUGUGUUGGAUUUGGAAGAUUUCUCUUGUCCCUCCUAAGACUCACAGCCUUUGUCAAGGCACUCACAGGAAACAAAACGGACACAUUCCAGUGCUUAAACAGCUGGCAGACUGUGCUUACAGUAUUUCAUUUGAGUGUGUAAACUGUAACAUGUAUAUAUGUCCAAGUGGGAAAUGUAACCGAUGCUUACAAUUUUAGGCUGGUUUCAUACUGUAUACAUAAAAAAAGAUUUUCAUUAAAGCAUUACAAUAA
This is a messenger RNA of Xyrichtys novacula (pearly razorfish), 9850 nucleotides long. The record is from the annotation of a GenBank genome assembly. Lineage: Eukaryota; Metazoa; Chordata; Actinopteri; Labriformes; Labridae.